AAUUCUGGCCCCGGUUCAAGUACUGAUGAGAACCACAUGACUGGCCGGUAACAAUGCGUUUUCAGGACUAGCCAGCUAUACAGAGAUGUGGUGGUGGUGGUGGUGGUGGUGAUCUCUGUAUCUGUGUGAGAGAGCGAGCGAGAGAGAGAGAGAGAGAGUGAUAGGUCUUUAUUCAAACCAAGCUCUCCAUGUUAGCAGCACCAGCAGCAGCAGCAGAGGUUUAUUUUUCAUUCAGAGAGUUAGCGUUUCUGUCUGAUGCACAUCCACUGUGACUGACGCUCCUGUUCCCGCACACUACUGCUACCUUUGUGGUUAGAGGAACUCUCUUUGGUUCGUGGAGUUAAACAACGAUACAACAACACUAAGUGACUACUGAGACCCACUAGUCUUCCUGAUGAGAGGCUUCCUGCUGCUGUGUCUGCUGGCACUGGGCCAUGCCAAGCCUUACCAGCCAAUUAACGUCUUGGACUUCAUGAGGGACCAUGAAAUCAUGAUGCAGGACGCCGAUGAUGACGAUGAUGAUGACGACAACGCCCUUACGGACUGCCCCUUCGGCUGCCAGUGCUCCCUACGGGUGGUGCAGUGCUCUGAUCUAGGGUUGCUCUCCGUGCCCGAGAACAUUCCCACCGACACGCUAAUGAUAGACCUCCAGAACAACGACAUCACCGAGGUCAAGGAGGACGACUUCAAAGGCAUUAACAAGAUCUACGCCCUGUUCCUUGUUAACAACAAGAUCUCGAAGAUCCAUCCCAAAGCUUUCCGUAACAUGGAUCGGCUACAGCUGUUGUACCUGUCCUACAACCAGUUGACACAGAUACCUGCCAACCUACCCCGGAACAUCCUGGAGCUGCGUAUCCACGACAACAAGAUCAGCAACAUCCAGAAGGAGGCCUUCAAAGGGCUCAAGUCUGUGCAUGUUCUGGAGAUGAGUGCUAACCCGUUAGCUAACAACGGGAUAGAGCUGGGAGCAUUCGACGGCAUGGAAACGCUGUAUAUCAGGAUCGCGGAGGCCAAGCUCACAGCUGUCCCUAAAGACCUCCCAUCUUCACUCACAGAGCUUCACUUGGAUUAUAACAAGAUCAGCAAAGUAGAAAUUGAGGACUUUUUCAGAUAUAAAAAAAUACAAAGAUUAGGACUGGGCUUCAACCAAAUCAAGUUUGUUGAGAACGGCAGCUUCGCCAGUAUACCCAACGUCCGUGAGAUCCACCUGGAUAACAACAAACUGAAGAAGGUUCCGCCCGGUCUCAACUCACUGCGGUAUCUACAGGUGGUGUACCUCCAUGCUAACAGCAUCAGCAGUGUGGGGGUGAAUGAGUUCUGCCCUGUCCGCUCCAGUGUUAAGAAGACCUUGUAUACGGGCAUCAGUCUGUUCUCUAACCCUGUUAAGUACUGGGACGUCCAGCCCGCCACUUUCCGCUGUGUGUCUGGACACAGAGGGGUUCAUCUGGGCAACAACCGGAGGAAGUAACAUAUACACACACACACACACACACACACACAGGGGGAUUUAGCUGGGCAACAACCGGAGGAAGUAACAUACACACACACACACAGACACACAGGGGGAUUCAGCUGGGCAACAACCGGAGGAAGUAACAUAUACACACACACACACACAGGGGGAUUUAGCUGGGCAACAACCGGAGGAAGUAACAUAUACACACACACACACACAGGGGGAUUUAGCUGGGCAACAACCGGAGGAAGUAACAUAUACACACACACACACACACAGGGGGAUUUAGCUGGGCAACAACCGGAGGAAGUAACAUACACACACCACACACACACACGCACACACACAGGGUGAUUCAGCUGGGCAACAACCGGAGGAACACACACACACACACACACACACACACACACACACACAGGGGGAUUCAGCUGGGCAACAACCGGAGGAAGUAACACACACACACACAGGGGGAUUCAGCUGGGCAACAACCCGAAGAAGUAACACACACAAUGGCACGGUGAAGUUCUAACCAUAUGGUCAUAUCUAUCCUAUAUAGUUACAGAUCUACAAGUGCCUACCUGCCUAGGGAAUUGGGUGUCUGUCAGGAUCACAAGCCAUCCUAUAGCGCCUCCUUCUGGUAGAUUUCAGUAAUACCCACCUCCUCAACACACAGGAUUUUUUGUUGUUGUUGUAAAGACCAACUCUUCGUUCCUCCUCAACGAGUCAACAAACGCAUCCACCCCUGUUUGUACUUCCGUGUUUUAGUCGAUAUCUUUGUUUCUUCUCUGUUUAGGAAUUAGUAUAAUCUGCUGGAUAUGUUGUCUUUGGAUUUCUUUCUGACACUGCAUGCCUCACUUUUAUAAUCUGCUAGAUAUAGCCUAAAUAAAACUAGUUUUCAUGGUGCUAAUAAACGUAUAUAUAUAUUUACAGAAACUAGUCAACGUUAUAUGUCUAGAUGGUGAUAAACAUAAAAUGACAGAAAAUGCUAGUCAACUGUUACAUUACAUGGUCUACAUGCUAAGCGUUUAUAUUUAAAGAAACUAGUCAACCUUUUACAUGUCUACAUGCUAAACGUUUAUAUUUAAAGAAACUAGUCAACCUUUUACAUGUCUACAUGCUAAGCGUUUAUAUUUAAAGAAACUAGUCAACCUUUUACAUGUCUACAUGCUAAACGUUUAUAUUUAAAGAAACUAGUCAACCUUUUACAUGUCUACAUGCUAAGCGUUUAUAUUUAAAGAAACUAGUCAACCUUUUACAUGUCUACAUGCUAAACGUUUAUAUUUAAAGAAACUAGUCAACUUUUUACAUGUCUUCAUUUGAACAUGCUUAUCUAUCGCAGCAUUACAUGUAUGUAACUGUUCUAAUUAAAUAAACUAGUUAAACUUUUUACAUGUCUUCAUUUGAACAUGCUUAUCUAUCAUAGCAUUACAUGUAUGUAACUGUUCUAAUUAAAUAAACUUGACUUAGAAUAUU
Molecule: messenger RNA, 2929 nt
Organism: Oncorhynchus mykiss (rainbow trout)
Lineage: Eukaryota; Metazoa; Chordata; Actinopteri; Salmoniformes; Salmonidae
Source: RefSeq, a predicted model, not a curated record